Messenger RNA from Penicillium malachiteum, 957 nucleotides. Its product is annotated as holocytochrome c synthase CYC3. Bases 1 to 957 code for a protein of 318 amino acids. Gene Ontology annotation, biological process: cytochrome c-heme linkage. Gene Ontology annotation, cellular component: mitochondrion. Gene Ontology annotation, molecular function: holocytochrome-c synthase activity. NCBI's taxonomy places the organism in Eukaryota, Fungi, Ascomycota, Eurotiomycetes, Eurotiales, Aspergillaceae. The transcript is spliced from 4 exons. The record is from RefSeq and is a predicted model, not a curated record.
AUGGGUUGGUUCUGGGCAGACUCACAGCCAAAGGCCCCAGAGGCCCCUCAUCCUCCUUAUCCUUCCAAUGCUGCACCUCCGCCUUCAUGCCCUAUGCAUGAAUCGCGUGCUGCACAGCCUGCUGCACCAACCAGCACUGAAAUUCCCAGCGCUUGUCCCAUGAAAUCCACCGAUUCUCCUUUCUACGUUGCUCCGAAAUCUACUCCGACGGACUCUCCGCAGGAACAAGCUGCGCCCGCCAAAUCCUCCUCCACCUUAUCUAAGUUAAACCCAUUAAACUACAUGUUUGCCUCCAUCUCCCAAGAGCGUGCUGCCGACCAGACUGUCGAUCUUGGCGUGGACCGCGAGGGCAACUGGGAGUACCCAUCUCCACAGCAGAUGUACAACGCUAUGCUGCGCAAGGGUCACACUGAUACCCCUCAGGAUGCGGUCGAGGCCAUGGUUGCUGUACACAACUUCCUGAAUGAAGGCGCCUGGAAUGAGAUUGUUGGAUGGGAGCGCACCUUCGCUAAGGGUCUUUCGGAAGGAUGGGCGAAGUGCCGCCGCGGCGAAGAGAACCUCGGCUGGCAACUUGCCAUGGAAGAGAUGCAUGGAACUAUCGACCAGACCACUGAGCCCCGUUUGAUUCGUUUCCAAGGUCGCCCCAAGGAACUCACUCCCAAGGCUCGCAUUCUCCAGGCUCUGGGAUAUGUCUACCCAUCCAAAUUUGAGUCCAAACCUCCAUUCGACCGGCACGACUGGUUUGUUCAGCGUCAUACACCCUGGGGCUCCAAGGAAGUCCGCUACGUGAUUGAUUACUACUCCGGCCCUCCGGAGCCCACUGGCGAGCCCGUCUUCUACCUCGAUAUUCGACCUGCUUUGGAUUCACCCACGGCUGCUGUUGAGCGACUUAUGCGAUGGGGAGGUGAUGUAUGGUGGAGAGCUAGUGGUGCUUCCGCUCGGGAGGAGAGUUCAUGA